This is a messenger RNA of Alnus glutinosa, 1033 nucleotides long. RefSeq names its product dehydration-responsive element-binding protein 1D-like. The transcript has a single exon. Gene Ontology annotation, biological process: regulation of DNA-templated transcription. The record is from RefSeq and is a predicted model, not a curated record. The coding region runs from base 77 to 736 and encodes 219 amino acids. Gene Ontology annotation, molecular function: DNA-binding transcription factor activity; DNA binding. NCBI's taxonomy places the organism in Eukaryota, Viridiplantae, Streptophyta, Magnoliopsida, Fagales, Betulaceae.
UCUCUCUCCCUAGCUAGCUCACUCACUUUGCCAUCGAUCUUCAGGACCAAAACCAGUCACAGUUAGUCACUCUCAGAUGGAUAUCUUCAGCAGAUACUCGGACCCUCAUCCAUUUGGGUCUGCCUCCGAGAAGCCGGAGAGUACUUCUUCGUUGUCCGACGCUGGCACCUCUGCUCGCUCGGACGAAGAAGGAGUUCUCUUAGCUUCCAGCAUCCCGAAGAGGCGCGCGGGCCGGAAGAAAUUCAAGGAGACGAGGCACCCGGUGUAUCGCGGCGUUAGGAGGAGGAACAAGAACAAGUGGGUCUCUGAAAUGCGCAAACCCAAUGAGAAGACGAGGAUAUGGCUCGGGACGUACCCGAAUGCGGAGAUGGCGGCGCGGGCGCACGACGUGGCGGCUUUGGCGCUUAGGGGAAACUCUGCGUGUCUCAACUUUGCCGACUCGGCGUGGAGUUUGCGCCUGCCUGCUUCGACGGACGCCGGGGAGAUAAGAAAGGCUGCGGCGGAGGCGGCGGAGGGAUUCCGGCCGAGUGAGUUUGUUGAGGAGACGGAGGGGAAGAGUGUGCAAGAAAGUAGUGUGUUUUAUAUGGACGAGGAGGCUCUGUUUGACAUGCCUGGAUUGCUGGUGAAUAUGGCUCAAGGUCUUCUACUGUCUCCUCCUCACUGUGUAGACAAUGGUGUCGACUGGGAUGACAUGGAAAGCAAUGGUGGGGUUUCUUUAUGGAGUUUCUCAAUCUAACAGUAGAGUUUUGAUAGUGCAUACAAAAGGGCGUCUCUUUCGGUUCAUUUGUUUACUGUGUUUUUCACUGGCACAGUUAGCUUCCUUAGCCUAGAAAAUAUGUAAAAUAGGAAGCAAAUUUCUCAUCAGUGUAUUUUUUCAAUUGUUUUACACUGUUUUUUUUUUCUAGGCAAAAAUAAAUCAUUGUAUUAUUACGAGUAGAAAGAUUUUUCACCAUAUCCAUUAUCUUAACUCUCCACCGGGACAUAAGUGGGAUCAAGGUGUCUAACACUAAUUUGAAGUGAGUGAUUCUUGUUA